AUGGGUCGGGGCAAAAUCGAGAUUAAGAAGAUCGAGAACCCGAAUAGCAGACAGGUCACUUUCUCCAAGAGGCGUAUGGGCUUGUUCAAGAAGGCCAAGGAGCUCGCGAUUCUGUGCGAAGCCGACAUCGCCGUCAUCAUCUUCUCCAACACUGGGAAGCUGUUCGAGUUUUCCAGUUCCAGCAUGACAAGAAUUCUCUCGAGAUACAAGAAAUGCUCGGAUGGAAAACAUGCUCCUUUAGCGGAAUCCAAGCCUGAGAUGGUCCAGCAGCCUAACGAGACAGAUGCCCUGAAAGUGGAGAUAGAAAAUCUCAAACUAAAACAGCUGCAAUUGUUGGGUAAAGAUUUAACAGGCAUGGGCUUACAAGAGUUGCAUGCACUCGAACGACAACUAAAUGAAGGGCUGUGGUGCAUAAAGGAACGAAAGGAGAAGGUAUUGAUGCAGCAACUAGAUGAAUGCAGAAUGCAGGAACAAAGAGCGGUGCUGGAAAAUGAGACCUUACGCAGACAGGUUGAUGAGCUUCGAAUCUUUUUUCCUUCAUCAAGUUUCGCUACUCCACUUGGUAUAGAGUACCCUUCAACAGAGCAAACGAGCAACCUUGCCAUCAAAGAAGGCUCUAUAACUAUAAGCCCUGAAAUGGAUUGUGAUGGUGGGCUUGAAGAUGACGUCUCAGACACAACCCUGCACCUCGCGCCGCCAAAUGGGAUUUAUAAUAAGAAAAAUACGUGCGAUGGUGAAACUCGUUCGAUCACCCUCUGA
Molecule: messenger RNA, 759 nt
Organism: Striga hermonthica
Lineage: Eukaryota; Viridiplantae; Streptophyta; Magnoliopsida; Lamiales; Orobanchaceae
Source: the annotation of a GenBank genome assembly